GGAGAAUGGUAUCUUCCCCUGCGGAACGAUUAGCAACGGAUACGUCCGACAGCACGGAUGAGGAACCGGAAAAAACGUCCGAACCACCAAACACGACGGAAUGUGAUUCGCUGCACAGUGGCCGCCAGCUUGUCCACACCAUCCUGCCGAUCAAUGUGGACGUACUGUUUGAGCUGCUGUUUUCCCGCUCCAAGUUUCUGACCGAGUUUCACGAAGUACGCAAAACGACCGACAUGGUGCCGGGCGAGUGGAAGGUGAACAAGGACGGACUGAAGGAGCGGGUCGUAACGCUCACGAUUGCCAUUACGCAAACGAUCGGACCGAAAAAUGCCCACGUCACGGAAACGCAAGUGAUGCGCAAAUGUUCCCUGCCCGGCCAUCUGUACGCGAUCGAUGUGACCGCGGUGCAGGGCGGCAUACCGUACGCGGAUAGUUUCUACGUCACGCAGCACUACUGCAUGUCCCGUACGGUCGAUAAUCAUACGGUGUUUUCCGUGCACGCCCAGAUCCACUAUCGGAAGUCAAUCUUUGGUUUUGUGAAGGGAUUUAUCGAGAAAAACACAUGGGUAGGGUUGGAAGAUUUCUACACCUCGCUGUUGCGCAAUCUGCAGAGCGAGUACUGCAUUCCCCCGGCCAAGAGCAAGGGCCGACGUACGCGCCGUAGCGUACACGCGCAAAACAAGGUGAUCGAGGAGACGAUCAUCAUCGCGGACCAUACCAAAGUGAAACCGAUUCGUGUGCCAACGGUGGUGGUUGGCGGUGUUGGUGGGCUACCACCGAAAGAGUCCAGAUCGGGCUACAAGCUGUUCGUGGCAUUUUUACUGCUGGUUCUGCUCGUGGUUAACACGACGCUCUACACGAAGCUGCUACAGAUGGAGGAUAUGGAGCGGAUGUCUCGGUUGGACAAUAGCGAGGAGCUGGAUUCGCUGCUGCUUGCGAAAACGGUCCGAACGCGUAACGAUUGGUUAACGAUCUUCCAGCAGCAGGAAUCGCGGUACAACGAUGAGAUGCUCGAAUGGCAGAAAGUCCUGUCGACGGUUACGGAAAUGCUGAACAAGGCCAGUGUGCUGUGUACCAAGCUUUGCCGGAUGCCGGACAAUGGGACCAACAGCGGUGGGUAG
Anopheles maculipalpis is the source of this 1121-nucleotide messenger RNA. Its product is annotated as protein Aster-B-like. The record is from RefSeq and is a predicted model, not a curated record. Lineage: Eukaryota; Metazoa; Arthropoda; Insecta; Diptera; Culicidae. Gene Ontology annotation, cellular component: plasma membrane; endoplasmic reticulum membrane; endoplasmic reticulum-plasma membrane contact site. Bases 6 to 1121 code for a protein of 371 amino acids. Gene Ontology annotation, biological process: intracellular sterol transport. Gene Ontology annotation, molecular function: sterol binding; sterol transfer activity. The transcript has a single exon.